This is a messenger RNA of Xyrichtys novacula (pearly razorfish), 10440 nucleotides long. Lineage: Eukaryota; Metazoa; Chordata; Actinopteri; Labriformes; Labridae. The record is from the annotation of a GenBank genome assembly.
AUGGCAACACCAACCCCUCUGUGCAAGGCCAACACCGCCUUCUCUCUGGCUCUGUUCAAACAACUGAGUGAUAAUGACAAGACGGGGAAUAUCUUCUACUCUCCUUUCAGCGUCUCCUCAGCUCUGGCCAUGGUGAUGCUAGGAGCCAGAAGCAAUACUGCUGCACAGAUGUCGGAGGUACAAAAUACAAAAUAAGUUUACUCUCACACUAACUCUGGUUUAGUGUGGUUUGCUGAUUUGUUUAUCACUGUAAUAAAUUCAGCUCCUCUCUGUGAUAGUUUAAGCAUCAGGAAACACAGCUGUGGAUUAUGAAUUACCAGGUUUUCCAUUCAGCGUCAGCAGCAAAGACAAAGAUCUGCUCAGACUCUGACUCAGUUUAUGGGGGCAGCUCUGCUGUGUUGCCUAGGUCAGGCAGAUCAUUAUGGGUCUGUCUGGCUGUUGUCUUUCCAGUGUUAUCAUGGAGGGCAGAUGUGUCUGAUCAGAAUAUGAUUUAUUUUGGCCAAGUAUGUGUACACACACAUACAUACAAGGAAUUUGAAUCGGUAAGCUUUGCACUCUAUGUACAAACAUUAAAUAUGUAUGUAUAUAUAAGUCACAAAAAAAUACAAAAAUAACAAAGUAUGUACUUGUUGAACUAGGAAUGGGCAUUUUAAGAAAGUCCCUUGAUCGAAUAAUCAUAUAAAUUAAUGAUCAAUCAUUAAUUUAAUCUUUUUUUAUGUGAAUGGCAGAAAAUACGUACAAAACGUGGCUUUCCCUAUUAAAAUACCCCCCCCCCCCCAACCCUUGUUUGAAAUUGGGGAUGUCUGUAGAGGACCCUACAGAUCCUCCUUGCGAGCAAGGAGCUGAGAUUAAGACUGAGAGCACUCGGAGGAUUCAUUAACCUCAGUUAGAUGUAUGUGGUUCAAGUGGCACAUCAUUGAGGUCAUUGUCGUGUUUUACUUGUACACAGCAUUGGAGUGUUUGCAGCAAACCUCAUCGUCAGUGGUCUGUAUCGCCUACCCUGAGAGGAGCAGUUUAAACAGUAGGUAUCCUGGAUACGUAUAAGGGGUCUGCAGUGAUGUUACCUGCACAUUUCCUGACCCUGGACAGGUGUAAGUCCUGGAUGGAGGACAGGUUGGUCCUGAUGAUUUUCUCUGCAGUCCUGAUAGUCCAUGGCAGUCUGUUCCUGUCCUGCUUGGUGAUGGACCAAAACCAAACAGAGAAUGAUAAUGGACUGGAUGAUAAUGGUGUAGAAUUGGAUCCUGAAGUAGGUUGAACUUCCUGAGUUGUCAUUGGAAGUACAACUUCUGCUGGGCCUUUUUCUGGAUGGAGUCUAUGUGAAUGGUCCACUUCAGGUACCUGGAGGUAGUGGAUCUCAGGAACCGGUCCACAAGUCCACAAUACACAUCAUGCUGUUGAUUGUGAGGGGGCGAGUGCAGAAUGGGUCCUCCCAAAAUCCACAGUUAUCUUCACAGUCUUGAGCAGGUAUGGCUCCAGAUGAUUCUGACAUCACCAGAAGACCAGCUGAUCCACCUCUUAUCUGAAUGCGGACUUGCCACUGUCUUGGGUAAGACUACGGUGUCGUCUGCGUCUGCAUCUGCAUCUGUGGAGGUGGUCCAGGAUGUAGUGAAGUCCCAUGUUUACUGCAUCAUCCAACGACCUGUUUGCAGAAUAGGCAAACUGCUGGGGGGUUCGGCAGGGGGUCUGUGAUGUCCUUCAGGUGACUCAGUACCAACACUCUUCCUUUGACAAAAACACAGGAGUUUCUGGGCUUUCAUUGCCUGGUUUAGUUAGAUUUUUUCUGUAAUGUGCUUUACACUGGUAGCGCAGAGCUUCAGUUAUUGACACAAUGGUUUGUCUCUCAGUCUUUGCAUCCCAUUAACAGCUCACUUCUUCUUCCUCUGCAGUGCCUGAAAACUCAGGAGUGUCAGGAUGAAAUCCAUUCCAGUUUUGGCCAGCUGCUGGGCGAGCUCAACAAGGCUGACACUCCGUAUGCGCUCAAUGUGGCUAACCGGCUGUACGGGGAGCAGUCCUACCAGUUUGUUGAGGUGUGUGCACACCUUUAGAGCAGGUGUGAGCUGUUUGUAUUCAGUUAAUCUGGAGAGAAUAAGAACACUGGGGUGAUGGAUGAUGGGUGGACAGCAGGGUGGACAGGCACAUAAAGCAGUGACUGUGGAAACAUUAUCUGGCAGUGAAUUCCUCUGACCUAAAUGAAUCAAAGACAUUACUCUGUGUUGAGAUGAAUAAAAGGUUUUCUCUCCAUUUUGAUUCAGGACUUCUUAGGAGACACCAGGAAGCACUAUGACUCUGAGCUGGAGGCUGUGGACUUCAUCAGCAGCUCUGAGGCUGCAAGAAUCAACAUCAACAGCUGGGUGGAAAACAAGACACAAGGUCGAUUACACCCAGUCACACACAUUUAUUUUUUCAUUCUAACAGCCUGACGUUACUCUUUGAUCAGAUACUUUUAAAGUAAUCACAAAAACAUCUUAACAUGAGCUUGAAUUAAAAGUUAAAACUUCUCACUAGGGUGUUGCAGGAAAAGCAUAAUGCCCCACAUAGAAAGGCAACUUGCAUCAAAUGGCAUCAAACACAAUGUAGCAUUUCAUGGAGCUAAGUCCAGGCCCAAAUGUUUGAUGCUAUGAAAAGAAAAUGUGAUUAAAAAAAUAAAAGUUUAAACUGAUCUAGAAUUUUAGAAAAAUCAAAAACACUGUAUUCAAAAUGAAAAGUGUAUGGAUUUUUUUUCAACUUAAAGUUUUGAUUUAGCUCUGGACUUCUAUUGAUCAAAUCCCUUUUUUUCAUUUCUUACUCUUUUAUUUAUAUACUAUAUAUAUGAGGGGGCAUGGAAUUUUGAAUGACAGCAUAGCUAAGAAAGCUCAUGGUGAUCCUUUAUUAUGUUGCCUUUAGGAGAAGUGGGUACUUUGAAAGACACGACUCAACAUUUCUACACACUAUAUUUAACUGAAAGCUGUAAAUAAAGUUAUGCUGAGGACACAGUUCACUUUUACAGGCUGUACUGUACAACUCUUGGCAAUUACCAAGAUAUAAAAAGUGUAAAAUAUGCCAGAUUGUUAAAUUUAACACCCAUACCUGAAGAAAAGAUGUUUGUUAAAGUGUUGAGCUCAAACGUCACUCCUCAGUUGUCAUUGUAUAGAUCUCUGUUUUUGCUCGUAUGUCUAUAAUUUAUAAUUUACUAUAAGUUAACAGUGGUUACAGCAUCACAAAGCUUCAUCAGUGUGCUCACACAGAAUCUCAGUCAGGGACAACAAGAGCCAGGAACAAGGCAGGAACAGGGGUCAUCCUCUGAACAGGAGAUGGCCAUAUGAGGCCUUACGUUUGAGCUGAACACUUUAGCAACAUGUUGGGUCUAAAACCUGCAACAAAUGACUGAAAACACAUAAAGAAGAGAAAGACAAUGGUUUAGAUUUCUUACUCGAGGAGAAUGGGCAGAGAUAGUUUCAGUUACAAUCUCAAAACCAUUCUGAAGGUAUUUCUGUCCAGUCUCUUUUAUUUAGGGUUGUCCCUGGUUACACAAUGUUACUAAAGGAUAGGGGAAAACUAUGUGCAGCAACGUAAGCAUUCUCAUAAAACAUAAUAAUGAACAACAGAAAAUAUGUGAGGGUCAAGGCAACAUUGUUGACAUUAAACGAGCUCCUUCUGAUAGGAGCGGAUCCUCCUCAUUACUUCCCACGAUUCACAGUGGAGGUUACAUCACACACACACCUGCUGAUAGGAGAAACAAGGUCACAGAGAAGUUAAGAAACACUCAUGUGCUGUGUAAUAAAGCUAUUGGAGAGAGAAGUUAAAAAACACUCUUAUAUGAUGUGUAACAAGAGGUCAAAACAGUUUAUACUUGUAGUAAACUCUUACAUAAGAAUUUGAGUAAGAUGAUAACUUCUAUACACAUUUAUACACAUUAUUCUGACACAACAACAUUAUUAUCAGCUGCUAAUAGUAUAAAGCUAGUUCAUGCUAACCUUGUGCCUACUCACCGCAUUGACACCUAGAAUCAUCUUCCUGAAUGCCCCUAUGUAUCAAACGUUACACAGCAAUAAGCUAUUUGGAAUAAUUUUCACUGUACCUUUUCUGAAAAUAGCAUUUCUUAUCUGUGCAAGUUUACCAAUGAGGUAAACUGAUACUGCAAUAUGUUGACUGUCAUUUGUGGAAACAGGAAACAUCUUUUCUUUAAGUAUGGGUGCUAAAUUUGGCAUAUUUUACAGUUUUCAUAUAUUGGUAAUUGCCAAGAGUUGUCCAGUACAGCCUGUAAAAGUCAACUGUGUCCUCAGCAUAACUUUAUUUACAGCUAUCAGUUGAACACAGUGUAUAAAAAUGUGGAGUCAUAUCUUUCGAAGCACCCACUUUUCCUGAAGGAAAUACAACCAGGGAAGACCCUGAGCUUUCUUUUGCCUGGUAGCUGUUGGCACAAGGUUACCAUGAACUAGUUUUAUGCUUUUAGCUGCUGAUAAUGAUUUUGUUGUUGUUGGUGUUAAGCUCAAACUUCAGUCCUUAGUUGGCCUUCUGUUGACCAUGAAUUGCAGAGCUGAAUUUUUUUAACUUUAGCACUUUAAAAGUUAGUGAUAAAAACUUUAAUACAUUUAUUUUCAUUGCAAAUACAGUGUUUUUAAUUUCCGAAAAUUAAAGAUCAAACCUUAAACUUUCAGUUAAAAUUUUUAUUUUUUAAAUCACUUUUUUUUUUUUUUAAAUUAACACACCUAGCUCCAUAGGAUUUUAUGGCUCACAUGAUUUCUGUGACUGGACAACCUACUCUACUGCUGAUCUUAAACUCCCAGCUGUGUGAAUUUCCUUUUGUGUUUUGUUCUAAUUUCAGGUAAAAUUAAGGACGUCCUGGCUCAGGGCAUGGUAAACAGUAUGACCCGGCUAGUACUGGUCAAUGCCAUCUACUUCAAGGGAAACUGGGAGAAACAGUUUAAGGAGAAUGCCACACGUGACCUUCCGUUCAGGCUCAGCAAGGUGACUCUGACUAGGGCCCUUGUCUCAGUUCAGAGACCGCAUCAGGCUGAGCGUGCUUAAGCGCGCUUAGCUGAGCGCACUGCCGUUAUGUGGACUGGAGUACCCUGAGUGAACCCUUCAGAGGACUUCCUGGUUGAGUCGCCAAAUGUCGCCACUCUCAGGCUCACGUCACGACUGACUUGAUGAAAAGCCGCAUAACACAGCAGUUAUUUUUUAAUUGUACGACCUUUCUCAGACACAAAACAAUAGAUACAUACAAGCAUUACAAGGUUACCGCCGGUGUCAGAGACAAGGGGCUCUAUUUUGGUGCCUCGCCGGAGACGUGCCGCAAGCGCAGCGUCAGUCAGAUCCGCCGCGCUGACAAGGCGUUCCCAAGCACAUUUUGGUAUUUUGGUGAGCCGCGCAGCCCGGCGUAAGUAUCCCCCCUCCCUAACUCAGCUCCUCCCAGCACCAUAAGUAGUAGACGGGGAGUAGAAAGGGCGUGUAGUUGGUUUAACACAGCCGAGACCUGUUUUCACCAAUCACAUAGGCUCCUCUCCUUGCCUUUAAAUCCGCCACAGGCGAGGCGUAUUACUAUUUUCAUGGAGUAGUCAAAGAGAUCAAGAGAUGUCUUAAGACAGUAAUGCCACAAGAUGGCGACAGAGGGCAGCUCCUCAACAAGUGUCCUCCACACUCUCUCAUAUGAGCACAGAUGGAUUUAGUGUGCGUAAUGUUGGACCCACUGGUAAGACAAACACCCGUUUCCACAAAUAAAGACACUCAAAUAAAGUUGCUCAUAUUCAAACCUCACGUGACAAAGGUCGGUUGAGCGCACAGAUCACAACAUAAACUCCAAAAAUGGCAUUAAAAUCGGAACCAUCUGUGCGUAAAUGACGCAUCGCGCUCCGUGGCCUGGCUCUUUCUUUCAUAGAUGUUGGCAUAUAAAAUGAAUUUGGCUCACAAAACUGAAUAUUAUAAUAUCCGUAUGUCGGCUUAAAGUAGAUAACGCAUCUGAGCACUGAAACAAAUCAUCUGUUCAGCUGCAGCAGCAGCAAGACGGACAGAGGACACGGAGACGUGUCCAGGUCGAGCUGUGCGAGAAAUAAGAGGAAGAGGAAGAAAGAAAAGGAGGGAGACGAAUUACAUAUCUUGUUAACUUCAUCAUGUGUGUUUAUUUACUAGAUAUUUAAUUUAAUUUGAUGCGGUUUCAGCUGUGUUGAUUCGGUCAGGUUGUGUGUCCAAACGCGUGCCAAACGCGCUCAUCAGAUCAGAUAUAGAUCAGAAUAUAUCGAUAUAGAUCUAAAUGUAUGUGCUGACUCAGAUUAAUAGUUGAUGAUGAUUAUUUAUUGCACUGAAAUGUGCCUGACACUGUGGAAACCUGCCGGUGAGGCAUCAGUGACGUAUGUCAAUACGCCGCCGGUCUACCAAAAUACUACAAGACCAGCUGCGUUCCGCCUUGCGCUGAAAGCUGACCAGGUUUGAAUCGGCGAGCUUUCAGCGCACGUUACACGCCGGUGGCGAGCACGAAAAUGUCACUGCGCCAGCUGAUUCUGUCAACACCUCCCCCCUGCCACGCCACCACGCCCAGCUUGGCGGAUCUCGGCUCGCCUCCGUGCGAAUCAGUCCACGAAAAUACCAAACUCGCCUUACGCCGGGCUCCACCAGAUGAAAAUACAACUGCGCCCAAGGUGCUUGUCGGAGCUCAACUCCCUCUGGAUCACAAAUGUUGAUCAUCAUCAGUUUGAUUGUUUCUUCAGAAACCACAAAAACUCUCUGAAUGACCUGCUGAUACAUCCACCGAUAACUCUGCAGAUGACCAACGCUAGACAUUUCCCCCUCCACAAAAGCAGCUUUAUGACUUUUAUGACAUUUACUUUAUGACUUUAUUCUCCCAAGUUUACAACUUUAAUCUCUAAAUCAAAAAAACAAAAAAUAAAUACUCAAUGUUGUCCUGAUUCUCCGAUGUAGUUUUGGCAGCUUUCUUAUUUCUAAUGUGUUCGAUUGUGGUAGCAGAGCGGAUCAGUUUGUCUCUAAAUACUAUAAUGUUUGGUUUACAGAUUUUAGUCAGUUCAGAGAUCAUACGCUCAUGCAGCCUGAGCUGACUGUCUGCUGGUUUUGGAUUUCUUGUAUUUUCUUUGAAGAGGCACUGCGUCUCCAAGUGAGUCCAGCCCAUAGACUGUACAUAAGAUGGACAACCUGGUUCCGCCUUCCGCCUGUAUACGGAUUUGAAGCCAAAAAGCUCUCGGUAAUUCCGGGUUUUUCUCCACUUCCUUGAAACCAGAGCUGCGCAGUAGCGAUGUGCGCAUUCGGCCGCGGAGAGUCCCUGUGAUGACGCUCGGCUCAAACAGCGUAUCCCCCCGGGAGAGCUACGCAAUCCCUGAACGCCCAUAGGCUGUACCAGGUGUCAAUCAUAGAAAACAUGAACCCCCUAAUAACUUUUAAAAACGGAGCUGUACAGAAAAAAGAGGACUUGAGCACAAACCAGUCUUACAAUAACUACAUGUCAACAUCACAAGCAGGGGGGAGAAAAAUUUAUGUUCUGUGUAAUAAAUUUCUAAAGUUUGUCCACAGUCCCAUAAGCUUUGCUGGCAGAGGCGGGAUUUAUGACCUGUACUGCAGCCCACCAUCAGAGGGUGCUGUUCUCAGAGUGGCUUCACCCAGCGAGGAGGCAGACUCUGUCCAUCUUAUAUACAGUCUAUGGUCCAGCCUCUCACCCGAAAUGCGCAGCUGUGCAGUGGUACGCAAAGAAUUCUGGGAUACCAAUGGCACGAAAGUGUGCAUAAAUGCACGCUUAAAAAAGGGGUGGGGGUAGUGUGGUUUUGAGACCGAAUUUGAAGGGCGCUUAGCAUUUCGUGCCAAAUGGGACACCGUUCGCGCCGCGUGAUGACCUCACGCACACCUCAAAUGCGCUGUUCAACGGUGCGGUCUCUGAAAUCAGACACAACCUAGGGAUGUUCCCAGCAGUUAAUUUCACUGACGUUUAAACGACCAUUUUGAAACCGAAUAUUCAAAUACACGAAAAUUAAUUAACUCCCAGGAAAUAGCCCAAAUUGAGCACAUGUCAAUCUAUAUGGCCUGAUAUCAUCUGAAAUAAAUAUUAAGAGUACAUGAAAGCCAUGCUUAUAAUAUUAAAGUACGUUACAGAAUCUUAUUUUAGCGCUGGAGAAUGACACAAAGUACAAGAAAGAUCAACGCAAUUAAGCUCCGCUGCGCUCAAGCCAAGCAGCCACUUGUGUGCCAUCUUUAUCUAAAUCAAAAUAGUUUUCUCUUUUUUCUCACCGACAUCGCUCUGGCUGAUCGCAUGUGUUGAUUCACUCUGAGGAAGUUAACCCAUGAUGCCAUGCAUACUGUAGGCCAGCGCUGCGAGCCCAGAGCAGCGAGCCAGGCAGAAAGAGUCGCACACAAAUGAUCCACACAUUUUAGCUUGUUUAAUACACACCUUUAUUAAGACAUGAUGGUAAAAACGUAAUUUUAAAAAAAACACAAAAAAAAACGCUUUUUUUCUUUUUUUAUAGAAUAAACUAAUAUUAUUUACUAAACGGAUAGUAAGGAUAGUCCCGUUUACACAUAUAUCCAAAUGACUGCGCACAUCCCUAACUCUGACCAGACUGACGUUAGCUCUAGUCUGUUAGUGUGGAUUAAAAGCUCUCCAUGACAGUAAAGUAAAACACUGUUGCUGUGGAUGCUAUUUCUGACCUUUUGUGAACCAAAGGAAACUAGACCACAGGGUUCAGUUUGAUCCAAACCUGUUUGUAGACAGACACUUCAAAUAAGUUUUUGGCUAUAAAUGCUGUCAGUGAUUUAGAACACUUCAUAUUACACAAAAACAUUAAACCAUUAAAUAAUGUAUGAAUUGAUUUAUCAGCUAUUUUGAUGCUGACAGUGGUUUUAUCUUUUCUUUGCUGAGAGUUUGAAUCCAAGGUUUUUCUAGAAACUGAGUAUUUUCUGCAGUGAUCCACGAUAUGCAUUUAAUGAGCUGAUACUAGGCCCAGCCAGGCCCAGAGUGGCUAAUUUGGUCAACCAGGACAUGACCUGGUAGGCUGGAGCUCUCACUCUGAACUGAAGUAUUGCCACUACUGAUUAAUUCUUAAAAAAUAAGGACAACCAGCAUCCAUAAUACACUCUUCACAUCUGACACAGCUUGUAAUGUGCUUGUUAUUUGUAGCUCAAUGCCAGGAUCAGAUGUUUCCACUUUUUCUUCUGUUCAGAGUAUUACCUGAUCACACUUAAAAGUUACGUCAGCCACCCACAUCACUGGAACAAAAAUGUUUCUUGUCUUUAUAACUUUUGAUUUUUUUCCAGAAUGAAACCAAGACGGUCAAAAUGAUGCACCAGAAAUCAACAUUCCCCUUGACCUACAUCCCUGAAGGAUCUUGCCAGGUAAUCGAGUAAUACAGUAUAUUACUUUUACUUCUGUUAACUGAUUGGAUGUCAGGUUGUCCGGUCAUCAUGAGGUGAAUAGAGGGAGGUUUUAUUUCAUACAAAUGUGGAGAAUCUGUGCAGCUAUAACAACUUCAUAAGAUUUGGGUUUGCUUGUAAAUUCAUAGAACAGUUUUGGACGGAUCAAGUGACUGAUAUAUGUUGUGUUUGAUUAACCUUUCUUCUCUCAUGUCUAUUUAAGAAGAUACCAUCACACUAAUGUUUGCAAUGCAGCUUCCAGUCAUUUCCUGGAUUUGCGUACUAUAUUCUUUGUAAUACCUGGAACCCUCUCUUGCACAGGUUCUGGAGAUGCCCUACAAAGGAAAGGAGCUCAGCAUGCUCAUAUUUCUUCCCAACAACAUAGAAGACAAUACAACGGGUCUGGAGAAGGUAGGACCCAAACUCACCUGGACAUGCACAUGUAGAUAAACCUGCAGAUAUGAAAACAACCUGAUGUUUGAUUUUUUUUUAACUACAGCUGGAGCAACAGCUGACGUACGAGAACUUUAUGGAUUGGACUCGUCCUGAUAUGAUGGAUACCGUUGCGGUGAUGGUGGGGCUUCCUCGGUUCAAGAUGGAAGAGAAGUAUGACUUGAAGGACAUCCUGACGAGCAUGGGGAUGGUGGACGCCUUUGAGAUGGGGAGGAGCGACUUCUCUGGUAGGAGAUGUACAUGUACUGUAAUAGAGAGAUUCACAGUUUUUUAUCGAACAGAAAUCCAGAAAACUAUAAUGGCACACACAAGCUAUAGCCACCUGCUCACUAUUCAUCAUCCUGAGCAGUCUCUGGUCAGUACAAGAGAUUUUCUGUUGUUAAAAUGACAUUAAUUGAUAAAGCCCCCCCCCCUCCAAUCCACCCCAUUACAGGUAUGUCUCCAGCAAACCUGGUCCUGUCUAAAGUCAUCCACAAAGCGUUUGUGGAAGUAAACGAGGAAGGAACUGAAGCCGCUGCCACCACCGUUACCAUUGCCUUCACAAUGGGGCGCUGUGUCAGUCGUCCAGCCUCCUUCAUCGCUGACCACCCCUUCCUCUUCUUCAUCAGACACAACCCCUCCAUGAGUAUCCUCUUCGCUGGACGAUACUGCUCCCCUGAGUGA